CCCUUUCCCAAAUCUUGUCAUCUACCAUUUGCUUUGGUGGUGUUAAUGGGGCAUUUUGCUGUCUGCUGUUUUAUUAUGCUGGUUAUAUUUUCAAAUCUCUCUUCUGAUAAAUAUCUUUUGUUCUCGUUUGCUUUAUUGAGAUACAGCGCGGAAUGGGCUCUUCGAGCCAUGCCGCCCAGCAACCCCUGAUUUACCCCUUGCCUGAUCAUGGGACUAUUAACAAUGACCCAUUAACCUACUAACCGGUCGGUCUUUGGACUGUGAGAGGAAAUCGGUGCACCCAGAGGAAACUCACACGACGCACGCCUGCGGACAGGAUGUCGACAUCGCAGAAGCACCGCAACUUCGUGGCUGAGCCCAUGGGCGAGAAGUCGGUGAAGUGCCUGGCGGGGAUCGGCGAGGCCCUCGGCCAGAGGCUGGAAAAUCAGGGAUUUCAGAAGGCGUCUGCGGUGCUGGGCCAAUAUCUGGUCCUGAACAAGGACGAGGGGAUGUUCAAGGAGUGGCUGAGUGACACCUGCCAGGCCAAUUCCAAGCAAAGCAGCGACUGCCACACCUGCUUGCGGGAGUGGAGCGACGCCUUCCUGUAAUCUCGCCCCCUGACCCCCAUCCCUCCCACACCCCCUCCUUCUCAGAGUGAAAUCGGCCCACCCAGCUCAUUUGGUUCGGUCCUUGUGCUCCCUUAACUACUGAAGCCACUAGGAGGGCCGGGCUGUGAACCGGAGAGCACGGGAAGGGUUGCCCUCUUCCCCUGCCACUACUCAUCACACCCUCCUGAGCCAAGACGUUGGAUAUUCUUAGCGUGAGGUUUUUUUUUAAAACCUUCCCCCCUCCCCUCCACUACCCACCCCUGUGCUGAAAAUGAGUAAUCUGCCCUGUGACGGGUCACACAGAGUGAGGCUUUCAUUUCGAUUGUGCCACGAACCAGUUCUCGUUUUCUCUCUCUCUCUGCUUGAAGAUCCAUUCCAGAGGCCACACUGAGUUCUGAACUGCGACUCUCAUUAUUUCAAGCCCGCCAUCCUCCUUCCCGCUCCCAUGACUGCGCUGGGUGUUGAGACUCAACUUCACUGUAGAAAUUGUUCUUAAAUUUUAUAUGAAUAAAUAAGUCUGUGUUGCUCUGGAA
This is a messenger RNA of Hypanus sabinus (Atlantic stingray), 1120 nucleotides long. RefSeq names its product barrier-to-autointegration factor A-like. The coding region runs from base 318 to 587 and encodes 89 amino acids. NCBI's taxonomy places the organism in Eukaryota, Metazoa, Chordata, Chondrichthyes, Myliobatiformes, Dasyatidae. Gene Ontology annotation, molecular function: DNA binding. The transcript has 3 exons. The record is from RefSeq and is a predicted model, not a curated record.